Molecule: messenger RNA, 789 nt
Organism: Hevea brasiliensis (rubber tree)
Lineage: Eukaryota; Viridiplantae; Streptophyta; Magnoliopsida; Malpighiales; Euphorbiaceae
Product: non-specific lipid transfer protein GPI-anchored 5
Exons: 3
Coding region: 96-599 (167 amino acids)
Biological process (GO): lipid transport
Molecular function (GO): lipid binding
Source: RefSeq, a predicted model, not a curated record
CCGAUCACUAUAAGCAGCCAAAAAAGAAUACACAUCAAGAACAAUCCUCAUCUACAUUUCACAAACACUGUAGCCAGAAAUUUCUAUAGAAGGCAAUGGAAGCUAGGACUAGAAGGAUGGAGAUCAUACUUACCUUUGCUGUUAUAGCGAGUUGGUGGGCAGGGGCUAUGGGGCAAUCAAGUAGUUGCACCAAUGCGCUUAUGAGCUUGUCUCCGUGCCUACUCUACAUAACAGGAAACUCAUCAACCCCGACACCACAAUGUUGCACGCAGCUAGCUGCUGUGGUUAGGUCACAGCCUCAAUGUUUGUGUGAGGUCAUUAAUGGUGGUGUCGCUUCACUUGGGAUCAAUGUUAAUCUGACUCAGGCUCUGGCUCUCCCGAAUGCUUGCCAAGUCCAAACUCCUCCUAUUAGCAGCUGCAAUGCGUCCUCCCCUGCAAAUUCUCCAGCAGAAGCACCAGGUUCUCCUUCAGGAGGAGGAUCAGCACCACCAAGAUCGGAUGGAAAUUCCAAUAGGAUGACAUUCUCUGUGCUCUUCUUCUUGCUCUUCGUCGCAUCAUAUGCUUCUUCUUACCCUCUGACGAAUCUUUCGCCACUAUAAACAUAGCAGUCCCAUAUAUUAUUUAUACAUUCUUAUGGUUUAUUUCUUAGGCAAGCCUGUGCGACACACAUUUCUUUUGCGAGAAUAAUACUCUUGGGUUUGAUUGUACUUCCUACUCUUUCAAUAAACGAGUGAUUCUUGUUUGUUUCUUGUAAUAUACAUAUAAUAAACAAGCUUAUUUUCAAGUCCU